AUGGCUGAGGACAAGGCAGUACAGAUCCCAAGAGUUCAACUUGGAAGUCAGGGAUUUGAGGUCUCAAAACUGGGGUUUGGAUGCAUGGGCCUGAGUGGGAUCUACAACUCUCCUGUCCUAGAGGAGGAUGGUAUCUCCAUAAUAAAACAUGCCUUCAGUAAAGGAAUCACUUUCUUUGACACAGCUGAUGUAUAUGGACCCCACUUGAAUGAAAUUCUUCUUGGCAAGGCCUUGAAGCAGCUGCCAAGGGAAAAAGUUCAAGUGGCCACAAAGUUCGGUAUUACUGGAAGACCUGAUCCUCCUAGAAUUACAGUGAAGGGCACUCCUGAGUAUGUCCGCUCAUGCUGUGAGGCUAGCCUCAAUCGUCUUGGCGUCGACUACAUUGAUCUGUAUUAUCAGCACCGGGUGGACACGACAGUGCCUAUAGAGGAAACUGUAGGUGAGCUCAAGAAACUGGUGGAAGAAGGAAAAGUAAAGUAUAUUGGGUUGUCUGAAGCCAGCCCGGACACAAUAAGGAGGGCACACGCAGUUCAUCCCAUCACGGCUUUACAAAUUGAGUGGUCCCUCUGGACUCGUGAUAUUGAGGAAGAGCUUAUUCCAGUUUGCAGGGAGCUUGGCAUUGGAAUAGUUCCAUAUAGUCCUCUUGGUCGUGGUUUUUUCGGAGGCAGAGGAGUUGUGGAAGGUGUGGCUGCAAAUAGCUUUGUGGCCAACCAUCCUCGGUUUGUAGGAGAGAACUUAAACAAGAACAAGGAAAUUUACCAUCGAAUAGAAAGCCUUGCAAAAAAGCACCAAACCUCUCCUAUUCAACUAGCACUAUCAUGGGUUCUGCACCGAGGAAAUGAUGUUGUGCCUAUCCCGGGGACAACAAAGAUUAAGAACCUGGAUUCAAACAUUGGCUCCUUGGGAGUGAAACUCAAGGAAGAAGACAUCAAAGAAAUUUCUGAUGCUGUACCAAUUAACCAAGCCGCCGGUGAUAGCGACAGCGGAAUCCUGAUGCAGUGGCAAUGGAAGCUCGCCAACACUCCUCCAAAAGAUUCAAAGAUCUGA
This is a messenger RNA of Prunus armeniaca (apricot), 1047 nucleotides long. The record is from the annotation of a GenBank genome assembly. Lineage: Eukaryota; Viridiplantae; Streptophyta; Magnoliopsida; Rosales; Rosaceae.